GUAUACCGAACGAGUCGGAUACAAAUAACUCAAACACACACGGAGACACAGAAACAAAGGAGUCAGCAAACCCGACAGAAAUGGCCGAACCAGAAAAGGUUACAGAAGUAAAAGAGACAGACAACUCAACAGAAGUAAAAGAGUCAGAAAACAAGACAGCAGUAACAGAGACAGGCAACCCACCAGAAGUAACAGGGUCAGAAAAAACGACAGAAGUAACAGAGUCAGACAAAACGACAGAAGUAACAGAGUCAGACAAAACGACAGAAGUAACAGAGUCAGAAGACAAGACAGAAGUAACAGAGCACGGUACGGAAGUAACAGAACAAGAAAUCGGUACAGAAGUAACUGAAACGGGUCACUCAAAGGAAGUGACAGAAUCAAUAACCACGACAGAGGUGACAGAGUUGGAAGAAGCAUCAGACGUAGCAGAACAAGAAAUCACAGCAGUUGUAGCAGAGUCAGAAAAUACGACUGGGGUUAUAGAAGCAGAAAACACAACAGAUGUAAUAGAGACAGAAAGGUCAGCAGAUGUAAUAGAGACAGAAAGGUCAGCAGAUGUAAUAGAGACAGAAAAGUCAGCAGAUGUAAUAGAGACAGAAAAGUCAGCAGAAGUAACAGAGACAGAAUACACACAAGAAGAACAGGUAACAGAGACAAUAAAACACGCCGACGUAACAGAAGCAGAAGACACAGCAGACGUAAGAAAAGAAGAACACACAGUUGAAAGCACAGAGACGGCUAACUCCUCAGAAGCGGUUAACACGGCAGAAGUAAAAGAAGAAACUAACUCGACAGAGGUAAAUGAAUCAGUUAACUCAUCUGAAGAUACUGUAGCAGAAAAUACAACAGACCCAGUGGUUUCGACUGCACCAACAGAGACAGUAAGCACACCAGAGGUAACGGGUGUUGCGUGUAUUCCUGAUGCGGAAAACACAGAAGUAACCGAAGAAAAAAACACAGUAAAAGUAACAGAGGUAGAAAACACAAAAGAAACGGAUGCAGUAAACGCUACCGUAGAUUCCAUAAAGGACAAAGAAAUAAUCAAAGCUGAGGAUUACGAUGUUGAUGUGAUACAGACUGCCAAAACAAGUAAUCAUGUCGAAGAAGUAAAUAGUGCACCUAAAAUGGAAGUGUCUAAUGGAGGAGGUACCGGUGCUACUAAGGGAAUAUCUAAUGGUCAACCGACUAUGAGUGAAAAAAAGUCAAGUACGUGUACCAUUUUAUAGAGCCAGUGAGGAAAUGUUAUGUCAUUGUUUAAUAUGUUUGCUAUCAGAUGACCAACGCCAUUUUUACAACCGAAAACCCGUCAUUUUAUUACAUACCGAAACCUGCAUACAGAAAAAAAAAUCGUAUAGCAACUUCACACCUUCAUUAAAAAAUUGAACUAAGUGGAGACUACCGUGUAUGAAGUUAAUGAA
Patella vulgata (common limpet) is the source of this 1421-nucleotide messenger RNA. RefSeq names its product mucin-3A. Bases 81 to 1229 code for a protein of 382 amino acids. The record is from RefSeq and is a predicted model, not a curated record. The transcript has 2 exons. Lineage: Eukaryota; Metazoa; Mollusca; Gastropoda; Patellidae.